This is a messenger RNA of Penicillium daleae, 1740 nucleotides long. RefSeq names its product TRAPP trafficking subunit Trs65 domain-containing protein. The record is from RefSeq and is a predicted model, not a curated record. The transcript has 4 exons. The coding region runs from base 1 to 1740 and encodes 579 amino acids. Gene Ontology annotation, biological process: intra-Golgi vesicle-mediated transport. Gene Ontology annotation, cellular component: TRAPPII protein complex; trans-Golgi network. Lineage: Eukaryota; Fungi; Ascomycota; Eurotiomycetes; Eurotiales; Aspergillaceae.
AUGCCUGGUCUGGAAAUUCCCGGCGAGUUCCUGCGGCAUGCGGUUCUCGACACGGUGGUCCCGCAUGCUCCCUCAGUCGAUAUUGAAGGGGCAUUGACCUUGGCCCUGGAGGACGGAGCAGACGAUCUUCCCUCGGUGCUUUCCUCUAUUCCCCAACGGUCACUUCUAUUUUUCGACGAAUCUCUCCCCGUCCGCGUUGUACUGCGACUCUCCGACUGCACGGAUACCAUCCUCAAGCAUUAUUUACCCCGUCUCGAAGUCCAACUAGACGUAUUUGCGGUCGACCCUGCUCAGACCGUGGCAGAGAAUCCGACUCCAGCUAGGGAGGUCAUCUUCUCUGGAAUUGUGGACACAAGGGAGGAACCAUUGGUGAUCUUUAAUGAAUUCGAGGGCGAAGAUGGGACUGGGAACCACGUCUACCUCAUUUGGAGCAUGGAGACAUUUCUGAAGAGACCUCGAAAUCGCAUCCCGAACCCAUCGCUCUUAUUUAUUGCUUCUGCGAGCCUCAAUCCUUCAGAAUCCAGCCAACUGGAAGAUCCCGAAGACGACUAUCUUCCUCCCCUAGUACCCGCAUCGACGAAUAUGUUCCAGCCCUUGUCUGGCGAUAAAUCCCUCGAGCACAAAGAGCCUUUCCUUCCUGCCUCAAGGUUGUUGCGGGUCGUGCCUACAACAUACAAUGAGGAUCCUAUAUACAACGUCCAGCAGCAACAUGGUCACCCCUUUCGUGUGGUCCCUGCAGCCAGUGCAAGAAUUCGCUAUUCUCGCUUGAAUUCCUACAGUGGCCUCCCCACUACAGUUGCAAGUCUGGAUUUCGAAGUAACCCCUUUCUUGAAUUGUGAGAUCUGCUUUGAUAAAGCAGAUGUGAAGUUAUCCGAGGGCACGCUUGAGCCUCUGUCGGCCGUGCAAGGUCUUGAGCUCCCCAUCACCUGUCGGCCCCGAGACGACGUGACCCUGAUGUACAAAUUGACUCCAGAGUAUGGUCCUGAGACCAACCCGUCAUCGACUGCCAUGAUGAGUAUGCUGGACAUCUCGUUAGGAGCAGUCAUUCAUCUAUCUGACGACUGCAAGCCUCGCAUCACUAUGCAAUGGCGGACUAAUGUUGAUUUUUCCUUGCCCCUUAAUCCUACCUUUGGCGGUCCCAGCCAGGCGCUGCAAAGAAGCAACCGGCCCACCAGCCUAUCCAUGCCUCAAGGCCAUUCCCAAACAGGGGCGCAUCCAAACAACCGGUCCUCGUUGCGAGAACGAGCAUAUUCAGUUACAGAUGUGGGCGUGACUAUAUCAUUCUCUGGUCCUUCUCGUGUUCAAGUUGGCUCACCAUUCUCUUGGGAUGUGUUCAUUGUCAACCGCUCUAACAUCCCGAGAAAAUUCGCUCUGAUCGCGAUUCCUCGACGGAAACGUGUGGAUCCGAGGGGCCAUAUGGCUCGCCCCUCAUCCUCAUCCAUCUCGAGCCGGAAGGAGGAUCAUGUGGCGGAGGCCGUGACGGACGACAAUAUUGUCCACGCGAUGCAGAAGAGCGUUGCUGGACAGGAGGCCGAAUUGAUCAGUUUGAGCACAGAUAUCCGUGUCGGCCCCCUCUUGCCUGGAACCUGCCACUCAACCGAACUGAAGCUACUACCCCUUGCGACCGGCCCCCUCCAUCUGGAGGCGGUACGCCUUGUGGAUGUGAAUACGAACGAGACGACCGAUAUUCGAGACCUGCCAGACAUUCUGGCGGAUGAUCAGCCCCGAGUAUCUGCAUAA